AUGAUUGCACAACCUAGAUACUCGUAGAAAAUGGCUGACACCUUCUCAAACAGCAAAGACUUUUAUUCUUUUCACUAAAAAUAACUGAUUGGAACGAAGGUGCAUCCCUAACUCUUAGAACAUUUAUCAAUCUCUUAGCGAACGAAAAUGACGACUUUGAAAGACCGGACAAGUUCAGAUAUAUUUACAAGUUUCAUUAAUAGAGGGAUGCUGCAUAGUGAAUAGAAGGAGAUCAAUCUUUAGACUUACGACAAUUCUUCAACGAUGAUGAUUAAGCAGAAUGAUGAUGACAGAAUUAGUAAAGAAGAGUAAACAACUCCACAGAUUCUGCAAACUCAAGGGGAAUAAGAGAAAUCAAAGAAGUUAUUGCCUCCUCUUAAGUUGAUUACAAAUAAACUGAAACAAAAGGAGAGACAGAACCAAUCAAAAGAACGUACUGAAACCUUUAAAAGUUCCCUCAUCGAGACACCUACAAUGCAAAAAACUUUAGCCAGAAAGCAUAGAGCAUUCGGAUAGGGUGAACAGAAGUCAACGAUAGAAAAUGAAACCAGUGUGCAUAAGAUGGGAAGAACUUCUUCAACUCCUUUUAUGUAAAAGUCAAAAGAGGACAAGGAGGAUCAUCUAACAAGCAGAUCUGGUACACCGCAAAAAGAGUUGUUUCAUGCAAGUCCUCUAAGAAAUAGACAAAAACUGUAAAAUAAGUAGGCUGUAAUUCAAACCCCAUAAUCCAAAGGAGUAAAAGAAAAGAAGUAAUCGAAUGCUUUCUAUUCUUCCUCCUCAUAAUAGUAAUAAAUUAAAGGCACAGACAUUUAAAAUGAAAAAAAAGUAGUACCCAAGAAAAAAAAGAAAGUGAAUCAAGGAAUUGCAAUUUAAUAAUAGAAUCAAUAAAAAGAAAAGUUAACAUAACGUCACACUUCAUAUAGAUGCUUUAUCAAUAAAAUCAAUUUCUCAAAUAAUUAAUGUAUUUGUUGUCCCACCAAGUUGGAAGUUCCCUCCUACUUUUAUUAUGUGGGCAAGGGAAAUAAUGGUAGUCUCAUCAAAAACAUGUUCCGUUAAAGAUGGUGGUGGUAAGAGGUAGAGACUUUGGAUAUUACCAAAGUGAAUAUGUCUUGGACAUAAUUAAAAUAAAACAUGUGCAUAACCUAAUUGCAUCCCUGCAUUGUGGAUUCAGGACCAUAGAGUUCUGAGUCAUUCCUUUUGAGUCAUGAAGAAACAAUAGGAGACACCAGUGACUCAGACAUGGAAGCUAGACCUAAAUAAUUAAAUAGUACUGCAGGCCAAUUAAAGUCGACUCCUUAACAGUAAUAAAAGAGACCCUAAAAUUACUAUUCUUUAAGAAGAAUCUUUAAUCAAUAAGAUCUCUAAAAAAUCUUAAAUUAUAUGGAGGAAACUGGAUGUUAAGACACUUAAUUAAUUUUUAGCGAUUGCACUGAAAAGUUGCUCAAAGACAUUAAAUCUCUCUGCACUAAUCAAAGGCAGGAUAGCAAAACCUUUAGAAUGCACAAUCAUAUGGAGGAUAAUUGGCAUUUGGGUAACAAAAAAGCAUUGUUCUACAAUAUGAAACAUUACUAUUAGAUUACAAAGGAGGAUUAUAAUAAGUUACUUCCAGUCACUUUUCAUGUAUAAAAAGGGGUUAAUGACAUAGAAUAUCAGAGGUUUUUAGAAUACUUUAAUAGGAGGACUGAGGAAAUUAAAGAAAUUGAAAGAACUAGAGAGAGGAAGGAUAAAAAGAAACUUCCAAUUAAUUUAUGGAUUAUCAAACCAGGUGAAUUAACAAAUAGAGGUAAUGGAAUUACAGUUUGUAAUGAUCUUAAUGAAAUCAACAAGAUCAUCAAUGAGGAAAUUCAAGAGGGCAGACCAAGAACAUAUAUUGUAUAAUAAUAUAUAGACAAUCCUCUUUUAUAUAAUAAGAGGAAAUUUGAUAUCAGAUGUUAUAUGCUAUUGACUUCUUAAAAUGGGAUCUUCAAGGGGUACUGGUAUCAGGAGGGAUACAUUAGAACAUCAUCAAAGGAGUUCACUACGAAAUGUUUGGAUAGAUUUGUUCAUUUGACCAAUGAUGCUGUCUAAUCUAAGGAUCAAGACUAUGGAAAACAUGAGCCUGGAAAUAAAAUAUCUUAUCUUGAAUUUUAAAGAUACGUUGAAGCCAAUCAUCCGAAUUCAAAAUUUAAUUUCUUCAUAGACAUUUAUCCAAAGAUGAAGUCUGCUGCUCUUGAAAUGAUGAAGGCUACUUAUGGUAAAAUAGAUCCACAUCGUAGAAUUAAUAGUUUUGAGCUCUAUGGAUUAGACUUUAUGAUUGAUGACAAUUUUAAAUUGUGGUUGAUUGAAGCAAAUACAAACCCUUGUUUAGAACUCUCUUGUCCACUUCUCAGCAGGAUCAUACCUACUAUGGUUGAAAAUCUAUUUAGGAUUGCAGUAGACCCAAUUUUCCCUCCUCCUUUUUUUGAAGAAUGGCCUCAAAAUAAGAAACUAUUCAUACCAGACAAUGUUAUUGAAAACAACAAAUUCGAACUCAUUUUUGAUGAAUUGAUUGAAAAAAAGAAUAUGAUCAAUCUAUUUCGUGAUAAUAAAAUAGAACAGGAAUGCUUUGAUAUUGAAGAAGAGGAAGAAGAAGAAGAAAAGGAUUGA
This is a messenger RNA of Paramecium tetraurelia, 2625 nucleotides long. RefSeq lists its product as uncharacterized. Gene Ontology annotation, biological process: protein modification process. Lineage: Eukaryota; Ciliophora; Oligohymenophorea; Peniculida; Parameciidae. The record is from RefSeq and is a predicted model, not a curated record. The transcript is spliced from 4 exons.